This is a messenger RNA of Diaporthe citri, 2790 nucleotides long. RefSeq lists its product as uncharacterized. Gene Ontology annotation, biological process: transmembrane transport. The coding region runs from base 1 to 2790 and encodes 929 amino acids. Gene Ontology annotation, molecular function: transmembrane transporter activity. The record is from RefSeq and is a predicted model, not a curated record. The transcript has 6 exons. NCBI's taxonomy places the organism in Eukaryota, Fungi, Ascomycota, Sordariomycetes, Diaporthales, Diaporthaceae.
AUGGGUCCUGAAGCUGAGCGCCCCGGCGGUGGCUUUUUUGAGAAGAAGCGGUCUAACAUCGACGUCGAGGACCAAGGAAACGUCUCCGAUGAUUCAUCAUUGGAGAAAGAGCAAAAUGAAGUUGUCGAUGCCACCAAGUUCUCAUCGCUGCGAAAACUGCACAUUGUCGUCGCGGGUUUUACGUGCACUUUCAAUGGAAACCUGGGAUCAUCAAUGCCCUCGGGCGCUCUUGAUGCGAUCAGCGCCCACUUUGGGGUGACCAACCGCAUUCAUCUCAUCCUUCUCAACUCGCUCUUCAUGGUCGGCUAUGUCAUCGGCCCUCUCGCGUUUGCUCCCCUCAGCGAGUACAUCGGACGCCGGCCAGUUCUGAUCGGCACUUUUCUUGGCUACCUCGUCUUCAUGCUCGCCUGCUCUGGGGCCCCGAAUUACCCAGCACUGCUGGUAUUUCGUCUCCUGUGCGGAAUCAACGCCGCCGCUCCGACCAGUGUUCUCGGCGGACUCUACGCUGAUACCUUCGACGACGCUUCCGUUCGAGGUAACGCCAUGGCCCUGUACAUGACUGUCACCACUAUCGGGCCAUUGAUUGGUCCCAUCAUCUCCGGUUUCUCGUCCCAGAUGUCAUGGCGCUGGCCAUUUUGGAUUGCUGGGAUGAUUGCGGCCUUGGGGUUGCCUGUUGUCCUUACACUUCCCGAGACCUACGCGCCGGUACUCCACAACAAGGCCGUCAUGAAGAGGCUCAAGAAGCCCGGUGCAGAUGUCGAGAGCGGACAGCAGCUUGAGCUGAAGCCGUUUGACGUCCAGAAGAUCUUUCUCCGUCCGGUCACCCUUCUUGUCACCGAACCAAUCGUGUUUUGUACCUCUGCGUAUCUGGCGCUGGCGUACGCUGUCUUCUACCUUAUGUUCCAAGCAUACCCCGUCAUUUUCCAAGGCUUCUAUGGACUUUCUCCAGCGAUUGCCGGACUGGCGUUCAUACCGCAGGCUGUGGGUGUUAUUCUUGCAUUAAUCAUGUUUGCUGCCUUCACAUGGUACCACGAUCGACAAACCAAGGCGGGUGUCGCAUGGACAAAGAACCAAAUCUACCGCAGACUGCCUCUCGCGUGCAUAGCGUCUCCUUGCCUUUUUAGCAUGGUCAUCUCCUUAUUCUGGCUGGGCUGGACAGUCUGGCCCUCAGUGUCUCCUAUCGUGCCCAUGCUGAGCGGCAUUUUCUUCGGAUGCGGCUUCCAGCUGCUUUUUAUGGGCAUGAUCAAUUAUCUGACCGACGUCUUCCGGCAGUACUCUGCGUCGGCACAUGCUGCUGCCAGCAUGACGCGGUCCAUCGGAGCAAUCACGCUGCCCCUUGCAGCGAACAGCAUCAAUUCGUCAAAAUCGAAGAGCGCGGACUGGGAUGAUACCCAGAGAUGGAUUGUCAAACUCAGCCGCAACCUAGGCCCAAAUCAUGAGGACCUGAGCGGCGACUUUGUCGUUCGUGCUCAGUUCCUCAUGCCCGCCGGCGGUCUUUUCUAUUCCCCCAGCGCGCCUGACGCCCCGGGCCUUGAGGUCUUUAUGAAGAAUCACGAAAUCUUCCAUACAGCUUGUUGGAACUAUGCAUACACCGGCGGCUCACAAUCCGAGCCCGACAUGGUGAACUUGCAAGACAAGAGAGUUGGCAUCAUCGGCACCGGUGCCACUGUAGUCCAGGCCGUCCCCGAGCUAGCCAAGUGGGCAAAGCAGCUCUAUGUCUUUCAGCGUACCCCGUCUUAUUGCAGCCCGAGGGAACAACUCGAAAAGACUCCCGAGAGCUGGGCAAAGGUUGCCGGGGGGCCAGGCUGGCAGUCCGAGAGGAUGAGAAACCUAAACAAGUUCCUCAACGACCACCCAGAGGUGGCUGCCGAGGACGACCUUCUCAAGGACGGCUGGAGCCGUGCUCGCCAGUUCUCUGGCCUAAUUGGCAGCCCCCGAGCGAAGGACAUCACGCCCGCCAAGGCGCCACAACAUCUACAGCGUGUGCUGGAGCUAGAUGCAGGAAUCACUAACGAUCUCCGUAAGCACGUCGAGCAUGAAGUGGAAGACCCGGAGGUGGCUGAGAUGCUAAAGGCUUGGUACCCUGGCUUGUGCAAGCGUCCGACUUUCCACCAGGAGCAUCUCAAAACUUUCAACCGCCCAAACGUCACGCUUGUCGAGACCGACGGCCAGGGCAUCUCUGGCUAUACCGACGGUGGUAUCUUGGUUGCAAAUGGUGAAUUCACCAAGGAAUAUGAAGUCGACGUACUUGUGCUGGCGACUGGCUUCGCAACGACCACCGGUGCAGAUGGUGAUCCUUCUCAAGUUCUCGGCAUGCCCAUUCGGGGUCGCGAUGGCCGCGACUUGACCGAUAAGUGGAAAGGCGAGGACUUUGCCAUUUUUUUCGGCGUCGCUACCCACGAAUUUCCCAAUCUGCUCUUCUACAAAGCGAAAGGCGCGACUGGGUCCGCGAACACCACGUAUCCGCUUUCUAUUGCAGCAAAGACGGCUGCCCACAUCGCCAAGACGGCAGUCAAGCAGGCUUCUAAUGCUAGCGGGGUUGAGGUGGAAGUCAGCAAAGAGGCAGAGCAACGAUAUACGGAGAGCCUGAAGCCGUACAGCCCGUGGUACGCCACGGUGGCAUCCUGCACUCCCACAUACUUCACGGACUACAGAGACCCAGCCAAGCAAGAUAAGCCUGACGACAAGAAGAGAUCUACGGUGGGAUGGACUUUGGGGUCAGUGGCGUUCGAGGAUGCUAUCAACAAAUGGAUCGACGGCAACCUAGAGGGAUUUGUAGUACGGGGCUGA